Morchella importuna is the source of this 912-nucleotide messenger RNA. RefSeq lists its product as uncharacterized. Gene Ontology annotation, molecular function: NADH dehydrogenase activity. The transcript is spliced from 4 exons. The record is from RefSeq and is a predicted model, not a curated record. Lineage: Eukaryota; Fungi; Ascomycota; Pezizomycetes; Pezizales; Morchellaceae. The coding region runs from base 1 to 912 and encodes 303 amino acids.
AUGGCAUUCAGACUACCUCUCCGACGGCUGCUGCUGGGCAGCACCGCCUCGCUGCGCAAUCCCGUGGUGAUGCCCGUCAAGCGGGGCAUCACCUCGUCGGCCGUGAGGAAGAGCGAUUCAUUGAACGUGCACCGCGACACGCCGGAAAAUAACCCGAGUAUCCCGUUCAAGUUCAACGAGCAGAACCUGAAGCUCGUCGAUGAGAUCCUCAAGCGCUACCCGCCCCAGUACAGGAAGGCAGCUGUUAUGCCUAUUCUUGAUCUCGGACAGAGGCAGCAUGGGUUUGCGUCUAUCAGUGUGAUGAAUGAGGUGGCGAGGAUAUGUGAGAUGCCGCCCAUGAGGGUUUAUGAAGUCGCAACCUUCUACACCAUGUACAACCGCAACCCCAUGGGAAAAUACCAUAUCCAGGUGUGUACCACCACCCCCUGUAUGCUCUGCAACUCCGACUCCGUCCUCGAAGCAGUCGAGAAGCACCUCGGUAUCAAGCCCGGCCACACCACUGCCGAUGGCGUCUUCACCGUCACCGAGGUGGAGUGUCUCGGCGCCUGUGUCAACGCACCCAUGGUUCAGAUCAACGACGACUACUACGAGGAUCUCACUGCUGAGAGCGUCGUCCAGCUCCUGAACGCUCUGAAGGCUACGGCUGACCAGAUGCCGGCUCAAGCGCACACUUGGGAUAACCCGGCGCCCACCGGGUCAACGAGUGGGUCGGGGACCGGGGCGUUGACGGGUAAGGACAAAGGUGUCAAGUCUGGAUCCGCGCUUGGAACCGCAAAGGGACGGAAAGUCGGCGGAGUUACGGUUCCGCCUGCUGGCCCGAUGAGCGGAAGGGAUACUUGCGAGAACUCGGCGGGGUUGACUAAUUUGACGGGCAAGAAAUGGAGUACUGAGGUUUUCAGGAAGGAUCUGUAA